Molecule: messenger RNA, 1925 nt
Organism: Exaiptasia diaphana
Lineage: Eukaryota; Metazoa; Cnidaria; Anthozoa; Actiniaria; Aiptasiidae
Product: protein lin-54 homolog
Exons: 15
Coding region: 139-1692 (517 amino acids)
Biological process (GO): regulation of DNA-templated transcription
Cellular component (GO): nucleus
Source: RefSeq, a predicted model, not a curated record
AUUUUGAACAACAAGAUGUCGCCAAAGUUGUCUUCAAGUUCUAUUUUUACUAUGGCUUUUAUUCCUGGUUUUUUACACUUACAGCACGCCUUCCUCGGACCUUUGUAACUGUGGUUUAUCUUAAAGAAGUCAGUUUUUAUGGAGAAAAUAAUAACAGUAAAGCAAGAACCAGUAGAUGACAAUACUGUGAUUGCUGCCUCCAAUGYACAGGCUCGCCAGGCCUCACCUACAGUAUCAACACAACCGACCAUUACACUGGUUAAGGUGGAAAAUGUCUCAAGUAAUGCUGCAAAUAAUCAAGGAGGUAGUGCAGCCAAACCUAUUUCAAUAGUACAAACAGGCAACCAACCAUCUUCACCUCAAGUUCAAAGGGUACUCUUAUCAGGAAGUCCUGUGAAAAUAACCCAAAUAAAACCAAAUAGAACMGACGCUGGUCAUGUAUUACCUGGACAGACAGUCCAGCUACAAGGACAGACAAUCAAGGCUGGAAAUGUCACUCUUGUCCAAGUGCAAAAGGUCAAUCCAGCAACCAAACAGAARACUGGUUCACCCAGUAAGCAGGGUCAACCAUUUCAUGUCCAGAAGAUAUUACCAAUAAACUUAGCAACAACGCUAACUGCAUCACAAACAGUAGCUUCUACUCCUGUCACCAUGGCAGCGUCGAGUGCAGGGGUGAUGGURCGGUCUAUUGCCCCAAAAGUUAAUAUAGCACCUGCUCCAGGUGUUACUCAAACUGUUCAGCUUGCUCCUAAACCUACCAUAACUCAAGUCGCUGGUGGUAAUCCUCAAGGACAACAGCACCGUUUUAUUAUUCCAGCUCCUAACAUUUCAACDGCUAAUACAAAUAUACAGUUCCCUCAUGGUGUUAUAAGCGGUGGAGUAGUCUAUCUACCACAGCAAGCACUAGCRUCAGGGGGAUUCCCCAUUGCCGUUCCMCUUACAGCAAACACAUUUACGCCCGAUAAUCAACAAAAUACAACCCUCAAUGGCACGUCUCCYGAUAAUUCCCCACCGGCAAGGCCUCGAAAGCCAUGCAACUGUACAAAAUCACAGUGCUUAAAACUAUAUUGUGACUGUUUUGCCCAAGGGGAGUUUUGUAAUAACUGUAACUGUAUCAAUUGUUCAAAUAAUAUGGACCAUGAGAAAGAAAGAAGUAAAGCAAUCAAGGCAUGUCUKGAUCGAAAUCCUCAUGCAUUUCAUCCAAAAAUAGGAAAAGGAAAAGUGGGAGAAUCUGAACGAAGGCAUAAUAAGGGAUGCCACUGUAAAAGAUCAGGUUGUCUGAAAAACUAUUGUGAAUGCUAUGAGGCUAAAAUUCUUUGUACAAGUUUAUGUAAGUGCACUGGGUGCAAAAACUUUGAAGAAAGUCCUGAAAGAAAAACCCUCAUGCACCUUGCUGAUGCAGCAGAGGUCAGAGUAAAUCAGCAAAACGCUGCAAAAACGAAACUUGAAUCUCAAAUUGAGGAUUUACCAACAMGACCAUCAAUCAAAACAAGCUCAGGGGAAAGAUUACCAUUUUCGUUUGUAACCAAUGAUGUAGCUCAAGCUACUUGUCAGUGCCUGGUAGCACAAGCAUCUGAAGCAGAAAAGGUUGGUUUAUCCCCUGCUUCGGCUGAGAGAAUGAUUCUAGAAGAAUUUGGUCGAAGUCUUUUACAGAUAAUUCAUACUGCAAGUAAAACAAAAGCACAACCAUAAUCAUGUACAGUCUACUAAUGGAUUACAAUGACCGCACCCCAGACAACACCGGCCUCCUYCACAGCCGUCAGUUCUGUUGUAGGUCUUCAGGAAGCGAGACAAUAGAACGGYUGCGUUGGAGGCUAAGACAACAGCUACCAAAUGUUAAUAUGUACAUUGUAUUUUAUAUAGCUUUUUAGAUGCGUAGCAGUCUGACUAGAUGGGUGAUUAAACACAUAUUAUAUUAACUCGAA